AUGACAACAUUUAUUCACGAAAAAGCUACAUUUCAAUAUCCGGCAGGGGUAUGGGAUCAACUUAAUAUAAAGCUGUUCUUUCGACGUUCAUACGGGUUCUAUAUACUUCAGAUAUAUCUUCCUACCUAUUGUAUGGUUUUGAUUAGUUGGAUCUCAUUUUGGCUGGAUCGUCGGAGUCUUCCUGCUAGGGUAACACUUGGCGUCUCUUCGCUCAUGGCGCUGACGUUACAAUAUAGUAAUGUGGCUCGAAGUUUGCCCAAGGUAGGAAGCGGGGGUAACCUACUUUUUGGGUUUGAGCUUGGUCCUGGUGCACUCGAUGGGCACAAUAGCGUUUUCCAUUACUAUAUACGCUCUAAGUAA
Strongylus vulgaris is the source of this 360-nucleotide messenger RNA. NCBI's taxonomy places the organism in Eukaryota, Metazoa, Nematoda, Chromadorea, Rhabditida, Strongylidae. The record is from the annotation of a GenBank genome assembly.